AUGCCGUCCCAGCUGGGACCUGUCCUCGGACGGAGUUCCUACAUCGAUGACAUUGCGCAUGGGGCACCCACCUGGGAUCAGUUGUGUGAGGACCUGAAUGCGCUGGUAUUCCGGUUCCGCUAUUGGAACAUCCCUGUAACAAGCCUGCCCAAGAGUGAGUUCGGGAAGCUGAGUAUCCCGUAUCUCUCCCACGAGACCAGUGCCGAAGGACUGCGCGCGACUCCGAAGAUCGCGAAGGGCUCGUUCCUCGGGAGCCUCAACUACUAUCACAAGUUCAUUGAGGAUUUCCCGGUUGUGGCUGUAGUCCUGUACGAGCUUACGGAUGAACAAGUGAAGUCUUGCGCUAAGUUCGACUGA
Molecule: messenger RNA, 357 nt
Organism: Phytophthora sojae
Lineage: Eukaryota; Oomycota; Peronosporomycetes; Peronosporales; Peronosporaceae
Exons: 3
Coding region: 1-357 (118 amino acids)
Source: RefSeq, a predicted model, not a curated record